AAAAAAGAACAAUAUGCCCUUGUGGUGCAAAUUACACGGUCACACAUUUUCAACAAUAACAGGUCAUCCAAGCACACUGACAUCGCAAAUUAUGAUGUUUCAACCAAGAGUCAGCUAACCAAGUGUGUCAACAGCGUCGGCUCAUUGCUAAGUGAACCAUGGGAGUUUGAUUGUCAAUAAACCACGAUUUUUGUUGAAAAUACAUGAUCAUAAUGUGGAAUCGAUUUAAUGAUGAUACUAGAUUUUAGCUCAAGCAUAGCAAUUGAAGACAUGUUGCAACUAGUACAAAGUAUUGUACCAAUGGUCACAAGGCUCAAUGAGAUUACGGGAAUAGGCACAGACAACAGCCAAUCUCAAAUUGGAAUUAUUCAGUAUGGUAUACAAGUAGUCACAUCUGUACGAAUUGGUGAACAGACAACAUAUCAAGAAGUGGUUGAUGCAGUGAACAUGAAUAUAGAUUAUAGAUUUGAUCUUGGUACAAAUACAAGGACGGAUCUGGCUCUUCUUGAAGGUUUGCAACAACUUUUUAACUCUGGAAGAGUCGGGAGGAAGAAGGCUAUCAUCAUUUGCACUGACGGGGCAACGUUUCCAGGACAAUAUUCUCAGACCACAAAACUAUAUGCUCAAUAUGCUUCUGAUGUCUAUAAAAUCCCGAUAAUUGUGCACAAACUACCAAAUUUAUUCUUGGGAACACCAGAAGGCUCAACAUCUUCUGCGCAAAUGGAAGAAGAGAUAUAUUUCCUGUCUAAUAUGACGACUUCCCGAGUGUACAGACCAACAGAUUUCAGUCAGGUGACUAACAUUCUAACCAAAACCUUGGAAGACAUUUUCUUUAGAACAGACUCAAAUCGCCAGCUUGGUGUCACAGACUGUGUAAUACCACCUACAGGAUGUGUAUGUGGAAAUGAUGGAUAUGAGUUUGUUUCUGAUAACUGCUACAGAUGUGACCCUCCACGUCCAGCUGGUUGUUUCAAGAUUCAUUAUGGUUCCUACAGUUGGGAAUAUGCUGAAUUAAUCUGCCAGUCUGAAGGAGCUCAUCUUGCAUCAUGGAAUGAUGACAAUUGUUUGGACGAUAUCAAGUCAUAUAUAGGAUCGAAGGGCUAUGUUGAUAAUCAAUAUUUCUGGACUUGUGCUUCCGAUCCUGCAUAUUUCUUCUCGUGUGACCCUACUUGCCUUGGCUAUGUUCCUGGACCAGUGGAAGUCGGCUCAAGCUCGAGUGCUUUCAGCAGCAGUGAUGAUAGUUCUAGCAGUGAUGAUAGUUCUAGCAGUGGAUGUAAUACUGAUAGCAGCAGUAGCAGUAGCGAUAGCAGUAGUGAAGAAAGUGAUGGUUGUGGUCCCUUUUGCUACACAUUGAAGUAUGAUGCGGCAUCAUUGCUCACAUCACCACAAAGAAAGAAAUGUAGUUAUGCAAAGAUGUUUAUUUGUCAAAGGGAGUGUUUAUAAUGUGGAUAAAAGAGGCCACACUGAGGAAUAUGUGGUGGUGAAGGAAAUUGAAAUUUAAGGGGAAAUGUGACAAUAUAUUUUUUAAUUUGGAAAAUAAAAAGCGAUUCCUAAAAAAAAAAUAUGACUUGUGUUUACAUUUGGAAAUGACAAGGAUCAACACCAGGAGCAUCAGAUGCAUGGACAUGAAAAAAAACUUGUAUUAAACAGGAGUAUGUUUAACAUUCUUUUUAAAGUAACUUGAUCUUUAACUGUAACUUUUGAUAUCAAAUGAAUAAAGAUAUUGAGAUUUGAAAAAUAGUAACUUUUGAUAUCAAAUGAAUAAAGAUAUUGAGAUUU
Owenia fusiformis is the source of this 1779-nucleotide messenger RNA. Lineage: Eukaryota; Metazoa; Annelida; Polychaeta; Sabellida; Oweniidae. The record is from the annotation of a GenBank genome assembly.